Messenger RNA from Pelagomonas calceolata, 1269 nucleotides. NCBI's taxonomy places the organism in Eukaryota, Pelagophyceae, Pelagomonadales, Pelagomonadaceae. The record is from the annotation of a GenBank genome assembly.
AGCAAGCAUCAAGCUCAAAAGGCUGCAGUGCACCUCGAGCGGGCAUAGACGUGCUCUGGCAGCUGUGCCGGACAGCUAAUUCAAGCAGUCGCGGCGAAAGCUCCUCGCGGUCGCGGCGUGACCGCCGACAACUGGAGAGAGCAACUCGCUGCCUGGCAGUGUCUCUGAGCGCGGCGACGCAAGGAGGCGUUGCUGCGCGUUGCUCGUGUGACUGAUACGCGCCGUCGACGCGCGCAACGAACGAAAAAUGACGAAACUCGCGCUCCUCUGCACCUGCGCCCUCGCGCUCACCCCCCCGGCGCCGCGAAGCCAUUUACCGCGGCGCCUGGGGAGCAGCUUUUCGGAGGACGACCUCCAGCGCCCGGCGGGCCACGGCUACACGCGCGGGCCCGGCGAGGACGACGGGUUCGUGGACAUCCCAACCGUUGAUUUGCUCUUGACCCAGCGGAACGAGGCCAAAAAGCGGCGCGAUUUUGUGGUUGCGGACGCCAUCCGCGACGAAUUAAAAGUGGAGCACAACGUCGGCGUGCACGACCGCGACCGCACGUGGUGGCUCGGGCGGCAGCAGCGCGCGGCGCGUCCCCAAAGGCCGCCGCUGCCGAGCGACCACGGCUACGCGCGGGAGAUCGGCGACAACACGCCCUUGGUCGACGAGGCCGCCGUCGACGCUUUGUUAUUACAAAGAAUGCACGCGAAGAUGACGCGGGACUUUACGAGGGCCGACGCGCUCCGAGCCGAGCUCUCGUCGGUGCACGGGGUCCGCGUCCACGACGGGCGCAAGGUCUGGCGCGCCGGCGUCGACGCCGACACGGCGGACCCCUGGGCGCGCGUCGAGGACGUCUACGAGCGCGACGCUAGAGACGGCGGCGGCGCCGUCGACGACGCGGCGGUGCAGGCGCUGUUGCGGCGGCGCAGCGUCGCGCGGCGGCGGCGCCACUGGCAGUUGGCUGAUGACAUCCUCGAGCAGCUCCUGGACCUGGGCGUCGUCGUCAACGACAAGACGCGGACCUACGCCGCGACGAUCGACUACGUGCCGUGCGCGGCCAAUUGCAAGGGCACGAUGGACCCGCACGACCGCGAGCACGUCGCCGGGCUCGUCGCCGAGCGCGCGCUCCACAAGCUCCGGCGCCAGUUCGGGGAAGCGGACGCGAUCCGCGACCGGCUCCUCGAGGGCUGGGGCGUGCGCGUCGACGACAAGAAGCACACGUGGUGGCAGGAGGUCGAGCGGUAGGUUGCACUUGGCGCGCUUUUCUAAGGGCUUGUUCUUCC